AUUGAAGAUCGGCUAAAAUUUUUUGAAACUGGCGAGGUGCCUAAGAAAAACGCUGAAGUCAUGAAGGAGGCCAUUGCGGAGGCUCGAGUUCUACAAGCAAAAAUCUUGAAGAAGCGAAAGAAACGAAUGCUCAAGGAGGCGGCAAUAAAGGAGCAGCAAGAAAAAAUGAUGAUGCUCAAAAGCGAGGAGCCUACGAAGUUGAAAAAGAAGCACAAACACCAGCUACUAGAUACUUUGGAGAUGAAAACCGACGAUUCCACCCUCGACGUUACUCAGGAAAAUGAAACGCUUAACUCAAGCCUGGAAGUUAAAACGAAAAAGAAGAAAAAAAAGUCUAAAGAUGUUAAUGGUGACGUGACAGAACUUGUUCCAAGCAGUAUUGAGUUACAUACAGAAAUCGGCGAAAAGAGAAAGAAGCGAAAGCGUGAAAAAUAUGAAGACUCUUCAAUUGCUGAUGACCUGAGUUUUAUCGCGGUCACCCCUGAAGUCAAGGUGUCAACAAAGAAGAAAAAUCGAAAGAAGACGGUGGAAAUGAAUUGA
Molecule: messenger RNA, 540 nt
Organism: Soboliphyme baturini
Lineage: Eukaryota; Metazoa; Nematoda; Enoplea; Dioctophymatida; Soboliphymatidae
Source: the annotation of a GenBank genome assembly